Molecule: messenger RNA, 1419 nt
Organism: Gamsiella multidivaricata
Lineage: Eukaryota; Fungi; Mortierellomycota; Mortierellomycetes; Mortierellales; Mortierellaceae
Exons: 5
Coding region: 208-1338 (376 amino acids)
Biological process (GO): secondary metabolic process
Cellular component (GO): cytosol; cytoplasm
Molecular function (GO): hydrolase activity; carboxy-lyase activity
Source: RefSeq, a predicted model, not a curated record
CCACUUUCUCACGCAGCUGCAGCAGACCCAGCCUUCACUGGCUCAUCACCUCUCUCCACAAACACACAUCAUCCCCAAUCCCGCCGUUGAUCCCUCCCUCCGUCUCUCAUCACUCCAUCACACAUAUACAACAUAUAUACACACACACUCUCUCUCUUUCUCUCUGCAACCAGAAUCACACCACCACCACCGACAACAACACUCACCAUGAAGACCGACACUCCUGCUGGCCCUGCCCCUGGCAUGAACCAUGCCGAUGUCGCCCUCGCUACCCAGGCUGAGAAGGAUAAGAAGGGCGUCCAGCGCAACACAAAGUUCCUCAAGAUCGACAUGCACACCCACAUCCUGCCCAAGCACUGGCCGGACCUGAAGAGGAAGUACGGAUAUGGUUCCUGGAUCCAGCUGGACCACAUUUCUCCAGAUAAAGCCAACAUGAUGAUGGACGGCAAGAACUUCAGGACCAUCGAGUGCAACUGCUGGUCCUCGGAGCAGCGUAUCAAGGAGUGUAACGCAACCGAUGUUGAUGUUCAGGUGCUGUCCACAGUCCCAGUCAUGUUCAGCUACAAUGCUCGCCCUGAACACACGCUGGAUCUGGCUAGGUAUUUGAACGAUCAUAUAGCUCAAGUGGUCGCCGAGGACCCCAAGCGCUUUGUUGGCUUGGGAACAUUGCCUAUGCAGGCACCCGAGCUCGCUGUCCAGGAACUAAAGCGUUGUCGUGAAGAGCUUGGUCUGGCGGGAAUUCAGAUCGGAAGCCACAUCAAUGACUGGAACUUGGAUGCACCGGAGCUGGACCCCAUCUGGGCAGCCUGCGAGGAGACAAACGCUGUGGUGUUUGUCCAUCCUUGGGACAUGGACAACAAGGGAAGGAUGGAGAAGUACUGGUUUCCUUGGUUGGUCGGCAUGCCCUGCGAGACCACAAUCUCGAUUUGCGCCAUGGUGAUGGGAGGUGUGUUGGAACGCUUCCCGAAGCUGAAAGUGUCGUUUGCUCAUGGUGGCGGAUCUUUUCCUGCGACAGUCGGUCGUAUUCAGCAUGGAUUCGAUGUUCGUCCCGAUCUGUGUGCUACAAGGACAAAGCAUGGACCUAUGACCUAUUUAAACCGUAUUUUCGUAGAUUCGCUUGUCCAUGACGAGGAGACACUCGAGUUCCUUAUCAAAAAGAUGGGUAUCGACAACAUCAUGCUGGGAUCGGACUACCCUUUUCCUCUGGGUGAGCUCCACCCGGGAAAGAUGAUUGAGGAGGCCCGUUGGUUGACAGACGAGGAAAAGAUGAAGCUGCUUAGCGGAAACGCCAUCAAGUUCCUGGGACUCGAGCACUUGGAGGACCAGAUGAUGGAAUAAGUUAUCGGGUUAUAUCUACAUCAGGGAACAGACUGAAUAAAAUGUACCCUUCGUGCCCUCCGUAUUCUUCGUGUAACUCGC